AUGUUGAUAUUGAGUAGUACCAUACAUAACCUCAACAUUAUGAUACUUACAAACAUCGCUAAACAAGUAGUGCGAACGAUGUCGAAACCGAAUGUAUUUAACUUUUCCAACAUUUUAGCAUUUCGCUUGGCGUUGGUACAACUUGAAGUAAAUGAAGUAAAACGCAAAAAUGUAGAGCGGGCAGUUUCCUACAUUUCUAGCGCAAAAGAGCGCAAUGCUGAUAUUAUAGCUCUUCCUGAAUGCUUUAAUUCACCAUAUGGAAUACAGUACUUUCGAAAAUACGCCGAGAGUAUUCCUGAUGGUGAAACGAGCGUUGCUUUAUCGAAUGCAGCUAAAGAAAACAACAUCUAUGUAGUUGGUGGUACGAUGCCUGAAAUAGAGGGCGAUAAAUUGUACAAUACCUGUACUAUUUGGGGUCCCGAUGGAACUUUGAUAGCAAAACACCGAAAGGUACAUCUAUUCGACAUCGACAUUCCUAAUAAGAUUACUUUUCGAGAGAGUGAUUCACUCAGUCCUGGUAACUCCCUAACGACGUUCGAUGUGAAGGGCUGCAAAAUAGGUAUUGGCAUAUGCUAUGAUAUUAGAUUCGAGGAAAUGGCACGCAUUUAUCGGAACAAAGGUUGCCAAAUGCUGAUAUAUCCAGCGGCAUUCAAUAUGACCACUGGACCACUGCACUGGUCAUUACUUCAGCGUUCCAGAGCGAAUGAUAAUCAAUUAUACGUUGCUUGCAUAUCACCGGCUCGUGUUCCUUCAGCAAGUUACGUCGCAUGGGGACAUACACAGUUGACCAAUCCCUGGGGAAAGAUUCUUUACGAUUUGGAAACUCAAGAGAAUAUGGCAGUCACCGAUAUCGAUCUAAAAGUUGUUGAGGAAGUAAGGGCUCAGAUACCUACAUUUUCUCAGAGACGUACAGAUUUGUACGACACUGUCUGUAAGAAGGAGUAACUCUACACUAAAACAGAAAAUGUUUUUUUAUAAUAUUUCUACUACAAUAUCCUUUUUUUGCGAAUUAUUACUAAUUUCUUAUCAUUUGUACUAAAUGAAUGACUCAAUUAAGAAAACCAAAACGUUAUAAAUAAUAAUCUGUAUAUCUUGUGUAUCAACAUGUAAUUGGAUAUUAUAAUAAUAUAGGAAUGCUAUAAUAAUAUAGGAUAAUAAUAUAGGAGAAUAGAAUAAUAAUAUAUAAUAAUAAUAUGCUUUUAAACACCUUUAA
Messenger RNA from Bombus huntii, 1213 nucleotides. Its product is annotated as omega-amidase NIT2-like. The record is from RefSeq and is a predicted model, not a curated record. Gene Ontology annotation, biological process: L-glutamine metabolic process; oxaloacetate metabolic process. The transcript has 6 exons. Gene Ontology annotation, molecular function: omega-amidase activity. Gene Ontology annotation, cellular component: mitochondrion. Lineage: Eukaryota; Metazoa; Arthropoda; Insecta; Hymenoptera; Apidae. Bases 1 to 945 code for a protein of 314 amino acids.